AUGGAGGCAAAGGACCUGUCCCACGAGAUUGCGAACACCAGAACCGAUACAAAAAGGGCAAGUAUGUUGGUAGAAUCUGGCACGACCGAGACUCUUGAUCCAGAAGGCGAGAAGAAAUUGAUCAGGAAAAUCGAUUGGCAUCUAAUGCCUAUCUUAAUCACCUCUUACGGCCUUCAGUAUCUUGAUAAGACCAGUCUUGCAUACAGUGCGAUACUCGGACUUCGUGAAGACCUUAACCUUGUUGGCCAACAAUAUAGUUGGACUUCCAGCAUUUUCUAUAUCGGCUACCUUGUCGCAUCCUACCCGGUCUCACUCGGCUUUGUGCGAUUUCCACUGGGAAAAUAUCUCAGCGUGUUGAUUUUCCUCUGGGGUGUUAUUUUGAGCCUCCAUGCUGUGACCAAUAACUAUGCGAGCCUCAUGGCACUCCGAGCGCUUCUGGGUGUAUUCGAGAGCGCUAUUAGUCCCGGAUUCUCUCUGAUUACGGGGAUGUGGUAUACCCCUCGAGAACAUGUGUCGCGACAUUCCAUCUGGUUUGCAGGGAAUGCGAUUGCCAGCAUUAUCGGGUCUUUAAUUGCCUAUGCCCUUUUGAGUUAUGAGGGAAGUUUGCCUCAAUGGAAGCUUCUGUUCCUUCUUUUCGGCCUCAUUACAGUCGCGUGGUCUAUUGUGACAUUUUUCUACUUACCCGACUCCCCGGAAACCGCCAGCUUUCUUUCGGCUUCUGAACGGAAGUUUGCUGCACUACGUCCUUACAAGUUCCAAAGAACUACACAAACCAAGUCCUGGGACAGGAGGCAGUUCAUGGAGAGCCUUAAGGAUAUCAAGUCCUGGUGGUUCUUCCUGUUCUCGUUUGUCAUUUGUGUGCCCAAUGGAGGCACCACAAGCUUCAAUACCCUAAUUAUUAAUGGCUUCGGCUACGACAAGUUUCAGACAAUCCUGAUGGGACUACCGGCAUCUGCCUUCCAGUUGGUCACGGUUCUUCUGUCGGCCGUACUAAGCUCCACAAUUCGGAAGUCCCGCCUGCUCAAUCUUGUCUUUAUUUUCCUUAUGGCAAUGGCUGGAAUUCUCAUGGUGAAGCUCCUGCCGUCCUCUGACAAGCUACCGCGGCUCGCCGGUUUCUGGCUUGUCAUGGCAGUUUCCCCGGCAUUCCCGUUGAUGUUAUCACUGGCAGCGAGUAACAUCGCUGGCUUCACAAAGAAAUCGACAGUCAUGGCCAUGAUAUUCCUGGGCUAUUGCGCGGGGAAUCUCGCCGGACCGCAAUUCUUCAUUGCAGAGGAAGCACCUAACUAUCACACCGCCUAUACUACAAUCCUGGUUUGCUACGCGGUUACUAUCGGUCUAGUCAUCGUGUUUCGGUUUUAUCUUAUGUGGGAAAACGCUCGCCGGGAUAAGGAGCAGGGUGUCAAAAUUGACCCCGAGGAAGUUCGUCGAGUCAACCUUAGUACGGAUGAAGUUGCACUCCAGGUGGACUUGACGGAUGAGGAGAACAGGUCCUUCAGAUACAUUCUGUAG
This is a messenger RNA of Penicillium verrucosum, 1509 nucleotides long. RefSeq lists its product as uncharacterized. Lineage: Eukaryota; Fungi; Ascomycota; Eurotiomycetes; Eurotiales; Aspergillaceae. Gene Ontology annotation, cellular component: plasma membrane. The transcript is spliced from 8 exons. Gene Ontology annotation, molecular function: allantoate transmembrane transporter activity; dipeptide transmembrane transporter activity. The record is from RefSeq and is a predicted model, not a curated record. The coding region runs from base 1 to 1509 and encodes 502 amino acids. Gene Ontology annotation, biological process: transmembrane transport; dipeptide transport; allantoate transport.